Messenger RNA from Amoebophrya sp. A25, 679 nucleotides. Lineage: Eukaryota; Dinophyceae; Syndiniales; Amoebophryaceae. The record is from the annotation of a GenBank genome assembly.
UCAACAUCUGCAACUGCAUCUGAGUCUGGAGUCUCAUGAUGUUUCUCUCCUGACUAAGAAGCAUGAUGAAGAUGAAGAAAGUAAGAAGAAGGAACAUUCUGCUGAUCCGGCGCUCAAAGCGCAGGGCUGAAGCAGGAACCCAUCUAAAUCUAAAUCUAAAAGGGUACGUUGUUGCUUCUCAAGGUAGAUGCAAUAUAUGGCUGCAAGGGAUGAUGCGGCCGCGUGGUCCCUCUGCCGACUUUCAUACGGUCGAUUGCUUCUUGGGUCCGCACAAUGCGGACUCCGGAAUCCACCUCUUUGCCGAAAUAUUGCGCAGGAGUCUUCCUCAUCACGGUGUCCGCGUCACUGUCGUAGUGUCACUUGUGGGACUUUCUCCUCGCUCAACGUCUGCGUAGAAGGGGGGGGAGGUCCCCGCGGAAAAGAAGCCACAAAUGGAAGCACAACUGAGGCUGAAGAUCAGAAAGGAGGUGGAGGCGAUAAUGUUGAAAAUUAUUAGUAUGAUGAAGCGGGAAUAAACGAUGCUAAGUUCAAAACUGGUCAGAAGUCAAUGAAGUGCUUGACGUGAUGGGGCGACUGGAUAAGCUCGAAGGACCAUCUGCAACCUCUUCUGCCUUGUCAAGUAGAGAGAAUUUUGACGGAGUUCCCUCAUCACGGGGUGAAGUUAAAACUUGGAGAAGAG